AUGGUUCUCACUCUCAGACUCGCAAGUGGUCUGCUUGCCGCUGCCACCGCCGUCUCGGCCACCUCCUGGCUCCCGGAUAUUGUCACUAGGGACGUUGCCAUCAUCGGCGGUGGCGCCAGCGGUGCUUAUGCUGCCAUCCGGUUGAAGGAGGACUUCAAGAAGAGCAUCGUGCUUGUUGAGAAGGCCGGCCGCUUGGGCGGCCAUGUCUCAACCUACGACGACCCCAAGACGGGGACGCCGUUUGACUUUGGCGUGCAAAGCUUCAAUGACUACGGCCCGGCCAGGGCCUUUUUCGAGCGCAUGGGCGUGGCUGUCGGCGCCGCCCCCCGCGUUGCCUUGACCUCCAAGUACGCCGACUUCAGCUCGGGCGCUGCCGUCGACUUCACCCCUCCCAGCAACGAGGACCGCGUUGCCGCCCUGGGCCGCUUCCUCAAUGCCACCGCCGCCUACGAGGAGUACUUCUUGCCGGGCUACUGGAAUUUCCCGGCCCCGGGCAAGAUCCCCGAGGACCUGCUCCUGCCCUUCGGAAAGUUCGUCGAGAAGUACCAGCUCCACGCCGCCGUCAACCAGGUCUUCCAGAUCACCGGCAUGGGAACCGGCGACAUGAUGAACGCCCUGACCCUCUACGUGCUCGGCGCCUUCGGCCAGCCCAUGAUCCGCGCUUUCCUCGGCCAGGGCGCCACCUUUACCCCCACCAGCCGCCGCAACAUCGCUCUCUACGAAGCCAUCCAAUCCCGCCUCGGCAACGACGUCCUCCUCAAUACCGAGUCCGCCUCCGGCAAAGUCACCAUCAUCCUCGCGCGCCGCCUACUCAUGGCCAUCGAACCGACGCCUUCCAACAUGGCGCCCUUCGGCCUGGACCUGGUCGAGCAAUCGACCUUCUCCAAAUUCCGCUACUCGUCCAUCCACGCGGGCGUCGUGUCGCACCCCUCCCUGCCCCGCAACGUCUCCCUCGUCAACACCCCCCGCGCCGCCAGCCCGGCCAACUACGUCGCCCUGCCCAAGCCCAACUUCAACGUGCGCUUCGACUACCUCGGCGGCAACUCGGACCUGUUCCGCGUCCUCAUGGUCGGCGACGAGCAGUUCGACAAGGCCAAGGCCCAGGCCCAGGUCCGUCAGGACUUUGCCCGCCUGAUGAAGCAGGGCACUGUGCAGCCCAAGACGGCGGAUCCGGGGGGCGAGUUGGAGUUCCGCGCGUGGGCCGACCAUGGCGCCAUGCAUAUGAAUGUGCCCGCCAAGGAGCUCAAGAGCGGGUUUAUUCAGAAGCUGUACGCCCUGCAGGGUAGGAGGGAUACCUGGUGGACGGGGGGCGCGUUCAGUGUCCAGUUUCAGGCCAUUUUGUGGGCGUUUGAUGAUAUUCUGCUGCCGAAGAUGUUUGAGAAGGGGGGGUGGUAA
Chaetomium globosum CBS 148.51 is the source of this 1395-nucleotide messenger RNA. RefSeq lists its product as uncharacterized. Lineage: Eukaryota; Fungi; Ascomycota; Sordariomycetes; Sordariales; Chaetomiaceae. The transcript is spliced from 3 exons. The coding region runs from base 1 to 1395 and encodes 464 amino acids. Gene Ontology annotation, molecular function: oxidoreductase activity. The record is from RefSeq and is a predicted model, not a curated record.